This is a messenger RNA of Ruditapes philippinarum (Manila clam), 3427 nucleotides long. Its product is annotated as interferon alpha-inducible protein 27-like protein 2B. Lineage: Eukaryota; Metazoa; Mollusca; Bivalvia; Venerida; Veneridae. Gene Ontology annotation, cellular component: mitochondrion; membrane. The record is from RefSeq and is a predicted model, not a curated record. Gene Ontology annotation, biological process: apoptotic signaling pathway. The transcript has 3 exons. Bases 76 to 390 code for a protein of 104 amino acids.
UCCUGUUUAACAUUACACGUAAUCAUAGGCUUGAAUGAGGAUAGCAGAAGAACUGUUCCAAAAAGACAGUGCCAAAUGAAUUCGACUGGCUCGGGUUGUCCGACUAUUUCGGAAAUGGGUUGGACUAAAACAGUAGGGCUUACAGUGGCCGGAGGAAUUGUUACCACAUUCGGUCUCCCUGCAGCUCUUGGCGCCUUGGGAUUUACUUCCGCUGGCAUCGCUGCAGGAAGCACAGCUGCAUCUUGGAUGGCUUCCUAUGGUGGGACUGUGGCUUCUGGAUCUUUACUAGCAACGUGUCAAUCUAUCGGAGCUGCUGGUGUGGGAGCAACUGGAGCGGCCAUUGGUGCGGCAGCCGGUGCCAUCAGUUCAAAGUUUUUCCCUGAUAAAUAGACCCCCAGAAGAGAUUCUGAAAAUGAAAACGCAAAUUUCGGCAAAAGAAAAACUUUUUCAAUUAUUCAUUUAAAAGAAAUAAAAUAAAAACCGCUUUAUUUAAAAAAAACCUCCAAGCAAGUUUCAAAAUUUCAUCAUGUUUGCAUUGACUGGUUUUAUCAAAGUCAGGAACAAUUCAAAUGAAAGCCUUCUGUUCAUCUUAUUAAUUUCAUAAAGUAUAUUUAGAACUUUAUUUUCAAAUAGUCCGAUAAGCUCAACAAAUAUUGCUGUUUGUUUUCUUUAUCUUUUUCAAAUGCUUCUUUUUGUUAGUAAAAGUGUAGCCAUUUUUAGACUUAAUGUGAUUUUAAUAUAAAAAAAUAUUUCUAAAUACUGUAGAUUAAAAGCUACAACAGUGAGUUGGCCAAUAACGGAUCACUAGUGAAACUUUUAGUGUUUAUGAACGAAUGAUUUUUUAUAUUCUUAAAUAAAUGUAGGUAGAUUUGAAGUAUUUUUAUUCCUCUUUUACUGUAUACUUCUUGUGAAUUUGUAUUUUGAAUGCAUCAUGGUGCAUUUACCUUUUUCAAACGUCUAGUAAACAUGCCAAUAACGGGUCAAAUCAGCCAUUAGCGGAUCACGUGACAUACGAAUGGGGGAUUGUCUCAAAACACGAAUUUUCUGUCAAAUUCGUCCUGAACAAAGAAAAUAUUGCACAAAUAUAUGUCACCCCUAAAUAGGUACCACUAAGUAAAGAAUUCAAGAGGCAACUGAAUGAUUGUGGUUAUCAUAGUAAUGUUAUGAUUGUAAUAAUGGUGAACAAGAUAACUGCUCUCAAUGAUUUGUGUAGGCAACAACCACAAGACAAAUGGUUGACAUUAUAAAUGCAUUUUCAUUUUUAUUCAGGAUUACAGGGGUCAAAGCAGCUCAUGAAAAUACCUUCUAUGUAAAACUUGAUGAAAGUAACUGUAACCUUAAUGUGUUGUUGUUGUUGUGAAACAAAAGCUAAAAGUGCAAUACCUAGAAAUGUUCAUGUUCUUCUAUGUGGUCAGUAUGAUUAGGAUAUAUUUUAAAAGAAUAACAAACAAAAUUUUCAACAUAUACUGCUUUACUCCUCCUUAGAAAAAUCUGCAAUAAAAAACGAACAAAAUCAUAACAAAAUAGAUGUACUAGUGAAAAACAAUUCUGACUAUCAUUCAUAAAAGGCAAUGUAAUAAUAAUUCUGAUUGUGCAGACAAUUGGAUAUGAACUUCUUUGUCACAAUUAAUUGUUAUAAAACAGUAGCAACAGCUUCAAAAAUAUGUAAUUUAAGUAAAAAAGAAUUCUUUAUUGUUAUAUGUAACAGACAUGUGACUGAAAAUUUGUAUUUUUGUUGGGUUUAACGUUACACCAACACAAUUUUAGGUCAUAGGGCUGGACUUCUGUGUACAUUUUUUUUUCUUUUCCUUUAGCCUUUGGAAGCAUCAUAAUCUGAAACAAUAAAACAAAUAAACAUUGAGCUAGCAUGGAUUCAUUAAGUAUAAUUUUACUAUUUAAUACUUUGACCCAUUCUGCAUUAAGAUGUCAUUGUUAGCAUAAUUAUGAAACAAGAGCUGUCAGAGGAGACAUCUCCACUCGACUAAUCAAUUACUGGACACAAUAUUUAAAGGAAGACAAAACUAUGGACAAAAUAUCAUAUAAAUAUAUUUCUGUAUCAACAUCAAGAAUCCACGUAUUUUUAUAAGUUCAAUAUUUUACAUUACAGAAAUAUUUAUUUUAGAGUAACAAAUUUAUCACAUGUGAUGUUGGUGAUAAGAAGUAACGUAGAUGCCUUGAGAAAUGAAGAAAAUGGAGAAGUAAUAAAAUAAUUUAGUUUUAUUAAAUUUUUAACAAAAUUUUAAGUUUAAGCCUAGUCUUAAAAUAUACUACAUACAUUUGAAGUCACAUAUUCUGUAGGAAUAAUUCUGUAAAAAGUAUUUCACAAAUCAUGUUGGCGAUGAUGUAAAGGAACAUAUAUUUGAAGUUUAAAGUGGAUACAUUAAGAAAUAAAGAAGUUGCAGUAAAAAAAAUAAUAAUCCUAAUCCAAGGGGAGAUAAUUAUGGAAAUAGUUUUGCCAGGGUUAUCAACCUUGUCACAUAAGAUGUGGAUGAUGAUAAGAAACAUUAUGAUUUGAAGUUUGAAGUUGAAGCUUUAAGAAAAAAAAUGUAUAUGUAAAAAAUAUUUUACUGUAAAAUUACUGAACAAAAAUCUUAAACUGAAAUCAGGACACAGACGCUGGGUGAGGACAAAUCGCAAUAUAUGUGUCAUAUAAAUAGCUGAAUAUGAAACAAUUUGUUCUUUGUAUCUGAUUUAUUUAAUAACUAUGAUUUAUGAUGUUAUAUAUAUUCUGGAAAAAAACUGGAUACCUACGUACAUGUACCCUGGAACAGUAUUUAACUGUUGCAGCUGUUUAUACUGCAUAACAUACUUUUUUGGAAUGGACUGAAUAAUUCAGUUGUAAUAUUAACAUAAAUCAUUUAAACUUUAUAUUAUUUAUUUAUUUAUUUGGUCUACAAACUAAAAUUUAAAAAAGAUAUUCUAUAACAGGUUGUAUAACUUAAAGGCUGUACCUUCCUAUAAAUUCCAUGAUCCGCUUUUGGACAACUCGGUGCAAUUCAUUUGAAUGGCGCUAUCAAAAUAAUUCCUCAAGUAUUUUUUAAACGGUUAUUGUUGCAGGUAGUUAACAUAUUGGACAUCAAAUAUCUACCAGCUUUGAUCCAAUAUCUUUCGAGUUUUUAUGAUAAAUAAGGCAACAAUUUCAAAUAUGCGUUGUCAACGGCGCUAAAUUUCACGAGAAACGGAAACGCUUGAUUAAGCAUCUGAGUGAAUCUGAUAUGAAUUACACGGAUGUUUACAUUUUUUCCGCUGUCAAGUAGCUAACAUCCUAAUGCACAUGCCUGUUAGGUAAAAACAUUUUAAAGCACAAAACUGUUAGAAGAAUAUUUCGUUAAAUUACUGACUGAUCCGUUAUUGGCUAUGAUCCGCUAUUGGCUAACUCACUGAACUUAUUGUUGGAAAUAAAUAGAUAAAUUUUGGAACGCUUGAA